GUGAUUCACUUAGGGAAAGAUGGAAACAGAAGUCUUGGUGGAGUGGGAAGGAGGAUCAUUCUUUUCUCUCGGUAUCUCCUCUGAGCUAUUGUGAAAUGAUGGUGAUGAAAAUCUGGAUUCUGGAUUGUGCAAAGGAGGGCAAAACCCUUGGAACGUUCUUGGCGUGCUUUCUCGGGAGUUUCUUGGGAACAGCCAGCCCUCUUCUGAAGCUGUGUUGGUGGUCUGAGAGGCUCUGACAGGGGGUCCUGUGGACUCUGGGGAGGCUGGGGGACAGUGCUGUAGGUGAGGAAGGUGUGAGAAUCACACAGGAAACUCCCUGUUCUUCUGGGGCCAGCAGCACACCCACUUCCACACCCCUCCCUGAGUUAACUCAGCCCACAGAUGCUCCUGGGAAGAGAGCCAGGCCCAGCCUAGCUUCUGAAGAGUGGACUCAGUCCUUCUGUGUGCCAGAGCCAGGUGAAGUAAAGCCGAACCCCAGAGCCUGGUACAGGUUAAUACCCCGGAAAUGACUGCAGUAGUGGACCCUCGCCACCUCUCUGAAGACUGCAAAGUGGCCCAUCCUCAGGACCCUCACCACUCAUCAGAGAAACCUGCCAUUCACUGCCAUAAAUGUGGGGAGCCAUGCAAGGGCGAAGUACUCCGGGUCCAGACCAAGCAUUUCCAUAUCAAAUGUUUCACCUGCAAAGUGUGCGGCUGCGACCUGGCCCAAGGCGGCUUCUUCAUAAAGAACGGGGACUAUUUGUGCACCCUGGACUACCAGAGGAUGUAUGGGACACGGUGCCACGGCUGUGGGGAGUUCGUGGAGGGCGAGGUGGUCACUGCCCUGGGCAAGACCUACCAUCCCAACUGCUUUGCCUGUACCAUCUGCAAGCGCCCGUUUCCACCCGGAGACCGAGUCACAUUCAAUGGGAGAGACUGUCUUUGUCAACUUUGUGCACAGCCGAUGUCUUCCAGCCCCAAAGAAGCCACCUGCUCAAGCAACUGCGCUGGCUGCGGAAGGGACAUCAAGAACGGGCAGGCACUGCUGGCCCUGGACAAGCAAUGGCAUUUGGGCUGCUUCAAGUGCAAGUCCUGCGGGAAGGUCCUUACCGGCGAGUACAUCAGCAAGGACGGCUCCCCAUACUGUGAAAAGGACUACCAGGGACUCUUUGGAGUGAAGUGUGAAGCCUGUCACCAGUUUAUCACAGGGAAAGUCCUAGAGGCAGGUGACAAACACUAUCACCCCAGCUGCGCACGAUGCAGCAGAUGCAACCAGAUGUUCACAGAAGGAGAAGAAAUGUAUCUUCAAGGUUCUACCGUGUGGCAUCCCGACUGUAAGCAGUCCACCAAGACAGAGGAGAAGCUGCGGCCACCAAAUAUUCAGCGUUCUUCAUCUGAUUUCUUUUAUCCCAAAAGUCUGAUUCGUCGCACAGGACGGUCCCCAGCUCUACAGCUGCUGGCACCACCUUGUCUGGUGAGCGUCAACAAAAACCCCAGACAGCCCACCAGGACCUCCUCUGAAAGUAUUUAUUCUAGACCCGGCUCCAGCAUCCCUGGCUCACCAGGCCAUACUAUCUAUGCAAAAGUAGACAAUGAAAUACUGGAUUACAAGGAUUUAGCAGCUAUUCCCAAGGUCAAGGCAAUUUAUGAUAUUGAGCGUCCAGACCUCAUUACCUAUGAGCCCUUCUACACUUCAGGCUAUGAGGACAAGCAGGAGAGACAGAGCCUUGGAGAGUCUCCAAGGACUUUGUCUCCUACUCCAUCCGCAGAAGGUUACCAGGAUGUUCGGGAUCGGAUGAUCCACCGGUCCACCAGCCAGGGCUCCAUCAACUCCCCUGUCUACAGCCGUCACAGUUACACUCCAACCACGUCCCGCUCACCACAGCAUUUCCACAGACCUGAAACUUUGUCUCCUGGUGUGCACAGGUGGUCCCCGCUGCGCACCAGCAGCCUCAGCUCCACCCACAGCGACUCCCGUCCCAACCCCCCCUUCAGACACCACUUCCUCCCCUAUGUCAAAGGCAAUGAGCCGUCCAGCGGCCGGAGCUCCCCUCUCCCUUACCGGCCCGACAACCGCCCUCUAACUCCAACUUACGCUCAGGCCCCUAAACAUUUCCAUGUUCCAGAUCAAGGGAUCAACAUUUACCGAAAACCUCCCAUCUACAAACAGCAUGCUGCCUUGGCAGCCCAGAGCAAGGCUUCAGAAGACAUCAUCAAGUUUUCCAAGUUCCCAGCGGCCCAGGCGCCAGAUCCCAGCGAGAUACCAAAGAUUGAGACGGACCACUGGCCUGGUCCCCCCUCUCUUGCCGCCGUAGGAACUGACAUGAGACGCAGAUCUAGUGGCAGAGAGGAAGAUGAGGAGGAGCUCCAGAGACGCCGGCAACUUCAGGAAGAGCAACUGAUGAAGCUCAACUCAGGCCUGGGGCAGUUGAUACUGAAGGAGGAGAUGGAGAAGGAGAACAGAGAAAGGGCGUCCCUGCUGGCCAGUCGCUAUGACUCUCCCCUGCACUCAGCCUCACAUGCUCCAUCAUCGAAAACUUCGUCUCUCCCUGGUUACGGCAAGAACGGCCUUCACCGGCCGGUUUCCACAGACUUUGCUCAGUACAACAGUUACGGAGAUGUCAGUGGCGGAGUUCGAGACUACCAGACCCUUCCAGAUGGCCACAUGCCAGCCAUGAGAAUGGACCGAGGCGUGUCCAUGCCCAACAUGUUGGAACCAAAGAUAUUUCCCUAUGAAAUGCUCAUGGUGACCAACAGAGGGCGCAACAAAAUCCUAAGAGAUGUGGAUAGAACCCGGCUGGAGCGUCACUUAGCGCCAGAAGUAUUUUGGGAAAUCUUUGGGAUGUCCAUACAGGAAUUUGACAAGUUACCUCUUUGGAGACGCAACGACAUGAAGAAAAAAGCUAAACUCUUCUAAGUCCCCCAAAUAAAUGACAAUCAGGAAAUGACUCUCAGUGGCGGUGGUGCCUAGAACCUUGUAUUAAGGCCCAGAAUCAUCAAUCAGAGGAUUUGUUUGCUACCAUCUCCCAGCAGCAACACUGAGGGCAAGUCUGACCUCAGCACCCAUGAGCCGCAUCCUGGGCCAAGCAACAGUCACACUUGCCGAGCAGUGACGGGGUAGAAAUGUCUAUGUUCCCAAACUCAGCAGUAAUGUCCACACGUACCUUGUCAUGUGACUAUGUCCACAGCAAGGGUCUUCUUUCUCCUUUUAUUUUCCCCUUUAACCGAUGUCUAACUUAGUGCUGUGUCUACCUGUAAGGGUCUGUAAGUGUCCUUAGGAAGCCACACAGGAAGAAAUGACUGGGAGUGUGAAUCUACUUAUCAUGUAGCACUGUGGCUGAGGAGGAGUUGGAGGCCAGCACUGAUGUGGAAGCAACAACUUGGCCUUUCCUUGGCAGCCUCCCUCUGCUCUGCCUGGGCUCUGCAGAAAUAGAACGCCCUCAGGGAACCGGGUAGUUCUGAGUGCGCGGCUGAGUACCAGCAAAAAUGAUUUGAAAGAGCUCCUCUUCUCUUCCUGUGUGCUGGGACCUGGCUGACCACCUGCUAGGGGGAAAAGUUAAAAGAAAAGGAAAAGGAAAUGAAGGAAGCCCGCCCUCCCUGAGCGUCUUUUCUCCUGUACAUCGACAGGAGCCGGUGUGUUUAUCUUUGCAGAGGAAAGGCAAAAUGAGUUUCCAGACUGGUCCGGCUGCUGCUGGGUGACUUGUGCCCAUGAGUCAUGUCUCUCUUAGAGAAGGAAAAUCUGUGCCCUACUACCGUCACAAGUUCUCCCCCUCAGUGUCCCCUGCUGUCUGUCUGUCUGUCUGUCAUCUGAUGGGUCAGGUCAAGCCCUGGCUGAUACACUGUUUUAAGGGCAUGGCCUAAUUUUUCUCCUUCAGAUCUCUGCAACCUGAAGUAGAUUGCUUCAGAUGGGUUUCAUUCAUGUGGCCUGGUUUAAGUUUCCUUCUUGCCCCAGCACAACUGACAUGUCGACGUGUGCUCAUGCCUGUGUGUAAUUCACCCAGGGAAGUCCUGUGCGUCUCUAUGUGCGUCUUUGUGACCUCUGCUUGAAUGUUUCCUACACUGUCCUGUGGCUCUGGAGAGGGCUUUACACAAGAGCAUGUGACCCGGAGAUCAAGAGUGAGGCUGCCUCCGGAGGCUGCGCAGAGACCAGCACGCUCGAUGAGCUGCAGAGACUCACGCUGCAGACCACGGAAGUGAGGCCAGGGCAGUUUAGGGCUCAGAGCAUCUGUCUCCCUGGACUCCUUUCACACUCUACAGCUCUCAGUGCAAACUGGAACCCAGUUCUUUCAUUAAAAUGUGUGAACAAGGCCACAUCGUAAGGACUGGUGUGAGCUAGAUUAUGACGAAUCUCUCCAGAUUCACAGGAAAGAGGUCAGGUCAUAUUGAUUCUUCUGCUGUGGGGCUCUUGGGAAUUUAAGCUCUGAGUUAAAGCCAAGGGAGAAAGCAUUUGAAUUCAUUCGUAAUCACCACUCAGCACAAAAUGCAGAAAUUCCUUCGAGGAUUAGAGUGACUGGCUGUGUGCUGACAUCAGUAAAGAACAAGCCACAUGGACUCGGAGCCCAUGCUACAGACCUGUGACUUGUGACCUGUUCCUGCGGGUUAUGCUGCUACACUCUUGCAAGGCAGUUAAGUAUGAGAACUUCCCUCACAAGCCCGCAUGUAUAGACCUGUUAGUGCAGUUAGCAAGAGAGCCAUAUGGCCAGUACUGUGCACCCUGAGUAGACGGGUCCACUCCUCUUGGUUGGGAGGCAGGUUGCAAAUGGUGGGUUCUGAGGGCAGGUCUCUCACUUUUUGCCAUGUUUUCAUUGUUUUGCUCUCGAUGCCCUCUCCAGCACUGGUUGACUCAACACAAGGCUUGUGUCACCUGGUUCUCAUGUUCCCCCUGGAGUGUGCGGGAUGGAGAGUAGGGUGCCUCCAUAUUUCCCUGCCACAGAGAGCCAAGGUGGCCUGAUGGGAAACACUGUUUAGCCAGCAUGGAGAUGACAAAUGGCCCAUUUGCACUGGUUAAGAUGUUACUACUCACAAUCAUGCAGGUGAGAAAAACCAAAGCAUUCAGGAGACAGAGGCAUCAGCAGAGGAAGAUGCUGAUAUUUUGCACCUGCUCUCCAUAAAGUUCAUGUGGCUCUGUCUUGACAUAGGAAAAUUCAGCUGAAAGAGGCGUGCAGGGCAGGGACAGUCCUCCUCUCUAUGUUACAGAGAACUUUGAGUAAGUUAGAGGACCUGCCUAGGAUUGCAAUGAUGACUGAAAAAUUGAUCUUAAAUUCUUGCAAUAACAAAAUCCUGCUUUCUUGACCAUUUGAACUCAGUUCCCCAUCUAAGUCAGGGGAAAAGUUUUGCAUUCUCUAUCAGCAUACUAGUUCAUUUAAAUUGUGUCAUGUAAAAAUGUCUUGCUAGAAAACACCCAUAGGAACCCCACCCGCCCUGGGAAAGGAGUGUUGGAAAGUGUCAUAUUGGGGUCUCACUCCAUCCCCUUGUAGAUUCCAACCAGACCUAAUGUUUGGGCUGUGGUGCCCUAUCUGUGGUAUUAAAGGGAUCCAUGUGAUUCCCCUGGGCAUGCCCAGACCACAACACUGGAGAGGAGUGGCGUUCACUUUACUCCAACCCUGCUGGACACAGGAAAUUUCCAGUUGCUAAACAUCAAAGCAGCUUGUUCACUUAGGGAGAAUUCAGUGUAUGGCAGACUUGGUGCGUGCGGACAUUAAGGGCUAUACUUCUUAGCGUUUGACUGACUUGUGACUUGAAGUGUGUACAGAAUGCAUGGCCAUAUGGUAGCCUCAGUCAGUGCUUCCUUCCAAACUUCUUCUCUAAGAGAGUCCAGACUCUCGUGUUGUCUUCCUGUGCAACUUAUUAGAGAUACAAAAAGCCUUUGAAAACAGCUAGCUCUGCAUUUUCAUACUGUGUGGAGUUUGUUAUGAAAUAUUUUUAAUACGACUCCUUCAAUAACUAAACAUGAACUGCCUGUUCUCUGAAACCCCAAAGAGAAAAGCUGCAGCUGGUGGGUACUACGGUGCAAAAAAAAAGGGGAGAUAGUUUUCUAUCUGUCCUGACCUCUGUUCCCCCCAAGUCCUGAUCUGUUGCCUCCAGCCUGAGCCUUCCCUCCCGAGGCACAGCCCCACCCAUCAUUUCCGUCCGUCUGUCCACUGUCAGUCGCCACCAGCGAGGAGAGGCUCAGCUGAUGAUGUUUCUAAAACAGACUUCUUUACUUUGAAGCAAACAUCUUUUUCUAAAGAUAGCUUCGCCAAUGAUGCUGUCAGAUGAUGCUUUUGCAAGUUUAAAAGAAUUCAAACUAUCCUCUUUUGAGUCUUUGUUAAAAAAGAAAAAAAAAUCUCAAGCAAACCUAGAGUGGCACUCCAGGGCAUGCUGCAGGAAGCUGGCCCGGCUCCAGGCUGUGUGCCCCAAGAACCCUGGCUCUGAAAAGAUUGCUGAUAACUAUUUCUUCUCUACUUUGUGUGCCCUUCUCAAUUUUGAGUUACAUUUUUCCUUCUUUAGACAAACCAAGGCUUUGUAUGCUUCAGAUUCACUCUUUUGUGCCCCUUUGAAGAACUCUCUAUCCAGAAGCAGAGGGUCAGGGCUGUGGAUUUGCAGCAGUGUGUCUCCGGUUGGCACUGUGUGGGGAGGAAUACCCACCUCUCCCGGAACAGGAGAACAAGCAAGCCUGCAGCAUUUACGAGAUCGCUGCUCCAUUUUCUCCCCGUGGAACAGAGGGACACGGUGACAAUUAGAUUGCUUUCACUUGUGUGUGUGUUUAACGUUGUAGCAAAUUCACAAAGAAAGGGACAAGUGGCUGUUUGAGUUGAAGCUUUCUAAGCAGCGAAUGUGUGCACAAUAAAGUUCAACAAAGCCAACUUUCCCCCCUGGGAGCUUAAUGCAGGUGAAUGGCAGUUACCUUUAAAUAAAAUGCUUUUCUGUGUCUCUUCCGAGUGGCAGUCCCAUGAGUCACUUUCCAUGGGUGAAAGAUAGAAAGAGACAAGCCUAUAUGCAUUGACAUUCAGAAAGGUUAUGAUUAUACAUGGAAAUAGUUUACCUGUGGAAGAGGAGACAGUUGCCCACAGAACUGAUGUUUUGGGGAGUUCUCUGUAUAGAUUGUGUCUGGUGGUAAAUGUGGGGGUUUCCAUGAGAUGCCAAAGACUCUGCAUCGAAUCUCUUCUAGUUUGGUUAAUGGGGUUACUUUGACCUGCUGAAAGGCCUACCCACUCUUCCUUCCUUCCUCCCUCCCCUUGUGGUGAUACGAAAGCAAAUGUUGAGAAGUUUUGAGAAGCUGUGCUGUGUUCCCUGUGGACUCGAGCUGGUGUGUGCCAGCGCCCGGGCACCUGGUGCUCAGGUGCAGCCCCUGUCCCUGCACCCUGAUGUGGGCAGCACACACCCCCUCCUUCACCACUGUACUCAACUCUGUGAAUAAAGCUAUGUGCUUCCGCCCUGAC
This is a messenger RNA of Peromyscus leucopus (white-footed mouse), 7400 nucleotides long. It is a transcript of the gene Ablim1, whose product is annotated as actin binding LIM protein 1. Gene Ontology annotation, biological process: lamellipodium assembly; cytoskeleton organization; cilium assembly. Gene Ontology annotation, molecular function: actin filament binding. Gene Ontology annotation, cellular component: stress fiber; actin cytoskeleton. The transcript is spliced from 27 exons. Lineage: Eukaryota; Metazoa; Chordata; Mammalia; Rodentia; Cricetidae. The record is from RefSeq and is a predicted model, not a curated record. The coding region runs from base 506 to 2896 and encodes 796 amino acids.